CAUCCCCCAAGCCCUCGCCGCAGUUGCUCGCACAGUUCGCAACGCCGCCAAGAUGCCCAAGGGAAAGUGGAUUGACAAGAAGACGGCCCAGCACUUCACGCUGGUGCAUCGCCCGCAAAAUGAUCCUCUCAUCCACGACGAUAGUGCGCCGUCCAUGGUGCUGAACCCGACGCAAGUUCCGGGCGGCUCCAAGGCAAAGCGCCUCGACGAUCUUGCCUCCGAGCUCGGAUCUGAUGCCGCGAACAUUCGUGCCAACGAAGGCGAGGCUGCCUCGUACGGUGUCUACUUCGACGAUUCCGAGUAUGACUACAUGCAGCAUCUGCGGGAUCUCAACACCGGAGGCGGUGAGGUCGUUUUCAUCGAAGCGGAGACGGGAAACAAGAACAAGGGAAAACAAAAGCAGUCGCUCGAGGAAGCGCUGAGGGAAAUGGACCUGGAACAAAAGUCUGGCGACGUGCUUGAUGAAGAGAUUCUCCCUUCCAAGAACCUGACGAGGGUGACCUACGAGGCCCAACAAGACGUGCCCGACUCCAUUCGCGGGUUUCAGCCUGACAUGGACCCUAUGUUACGGGAGGUGUUGGAGGCGCUCGAGGACGACGCAUUUGUUGACGAGGCGGGGGAUGACGAUCUAUUCCAGCGGCUCGCCAAGGAUGGCCGGGAGCUGGACGACUACGAAUUUGAGGAUGCGCAGUAUGAAGAAGAUGAUGACGAAGGUUGGGAGUCGGACGACACCGCCAAACCGAUCAAGGAAUUCAAAGAUGAAGUCCCUGAGCUGGUCAGGGCCCCAACAGAACAACCUGAAGAGGGUCCAUCUCAGGACUGGCUAGAGGACUUCAAGAAGUUCAAGAAGGAGCACAAGUCAGGGCGAGCACCUAUUGCGCCUUCGCAGUCGGAGUUGCAGUCGACGUGGACUACAACAACAAAUGGCGGCAGGCGAAAGAAGCGUAAGGGUGCGCUGACUGAGGCGUCGAGCUUCUCCAUGACGUCGUCGUCGCUCGUCCGCACUGAACAGAUGACGCUGCUGGAUGCGCGGUUCGACAAGAUCGAGGAAGCAUACAACGAGGAUGCGGAAGAUGAUAUGGCAUCAGUGUCGGCUGUAUCGGCCGCAUCGAGCGUUACUGGAGCGACAAGAGGAGACUUUGACAACAUUCUGGAUGAUUUCCUGGGUAAUUAUACCAAGCCAGGCAAGCGGACGUCGAAAAAGACCAAGGCGCAGACCGGACUGGAGCAGCUGGAUGAGAUACGAAAGGGCUUGGGACCGGCCCGCAUUCGAGGGCGGUGAUGGCAAUAAUGACCAAGUAAAGCGUUGAUUUAGAUUGCUUUUCCGGCGCCAUAACGAGGAUAGAACAGGCGGGAUACAAUCUGGCCCUUUAGUUUUUCGCAUCGUUUGCGGGUGAACAGGUAGC
This is a messenger RNA of Purpureocillium takamizusanense, 1406 nucleotides long. RefSeq names its product Protein ltv1 (gene LTV1). Gene Ontology annotation, cellular component: nucleus; cytosol; preribosome, small subunit precursor. Gene Ontology annotation, biological process: ribosomal small subunit biogenesis; ribosomal small subunit export from nucleus. The coding region runs from base 53 to 1282 and encodes 409 amino acids. Lineage: Eukaryota; Fungi; Ascomycota; Sordariomycetes; Hypocreales; Ophiocordycipitaceae. The record is from RefSeq and is a predicted model, not a curated record. The transcript has 2 exons.